UUCUCAUAUCGUGACAGUACUCAUGUAUCUUUUGUGUGAAGAUUUCUUUCUGUAGAGUUUCACCGGCAACCGGCAACUUUUCUGGAUAAAAAAUUCUACAUUUAGUCAACUUUGAAGAUAAGUGUGUUUUGAGGCUCCCGCCGUUUUUUUCCCUAGCCGUCUAUAAAAAUAAAUUAUCAGCAACUUCGAAGAGAGACGUGAGCUCUGCAGUUUGCUUUUUGCAUCGAAAGUGAAUGAUAUGCUAAGUGGUUUCCCUGGAAUUCUCUUGAAGGUCGUGACACAAUAAUUCAUCUUGGAUGGAAGUAGAAAAGACAAUCUUCUCAAGCUCGAUGAAUUGCGGCGGAAGUGGGAAGCCAUGGGCAAGUCCAUGUGCCGCUUGUAAAAUUCUUAGGAGGAGGUGUGGAGAGAAAUGCAUACUUGCUCCCUACUUUCCACCAGACAAUCCACACAAGUUUUCUAUCGCGCACCAUGUUUUUGGAGCAAGUAACAUAACCAAGAUGCUUAAGGGUAUUCCAACAGACCAAAGAGCAGAUGCAAUAAGUAGCAUGGUGUAUGAAGCGAAUGCGAGGGUGAAAGAUCCUAUUUAUGGAUGUGCAGGGACUGUAUGCCAACUUCAGCACCAAAUAUCAGAGCUGCAAUCUCAAUUAGCAGCAUCACAGGCAGAGCUUAUGGCCCUCCAUAUGCACCAAGCUAAUCUUCCAUCCUUAGUCUCAUUAUGCUACGCAUCAAAAGAAGAUGCACAACCCACUGAAAGAGACCCACAAUAUAAAGAAAACAAUGAAUAUAACAUCGAUGACUUAUUCCCAGAUGAAAUUGAGCACCUAAUGCUGUGGGAACCACGCUAGACAUAGAUAACAAAUGGUGUUAUUUUCUUAUAGAAGGUGCAAGCUAUGUUGUAUCAGAGACAAUACCAAAGAUGGUAAGUACACUUCAUUUAAGGAGAGUGAGAUGGGUCCGCUGUCUAUAUUAUAGUUUAACCAAAAUUUACAGUGGUUUGUUAUAGGCUAGGAAGAAUAUAGAUAUGGAUCAUGGCAUGGCACAAUUUUGGAGAAGCUUAAUCAACUUACUUGUACAAUCAAGACUAUGGUCUAAGAUUAUUCUAGAACUGUGAGAUUUUUGGGCCCACGGCUUGAAAUUGGUUCCCUCUAGUAUUGUCUUAAGUGCACCUGAUGUUAUGACAGCUCGUGUUGCCGUUGCUUCAGAUCUCAAUGACAUAAGGGUUCCCACUUGAAAAGAUUUUUCCCCGCCUGCUUUCUCAUAUUCUCUCUGCCUUCUGUAUUGUUCCUUCACUUUCAAGGAAAGGCCACUAUAGUUAUCGUCUUUUUCACUUUGUCCAUGCGCCGAAAGUUGUAUUGAGUUUAUCUAUUGCAAUAUAUACUGCUGCUAUUGGUUUGUUUUAUA
This is a messenger RNA of Cryptomeria japonica (Japanese cedar), 1401 nucleotides long. Its product is annotated as LOB domain-containing protein 1. The transcript is spliced from 3 exons. The record is from RefSeq and is a predicted model, not a curated record. Bases 297 to 845 code for a protein of 182 amino acids. Lineage: Eukaryota; Viridiplantae; Streptophyta; Pinopsida; Cupressales; Cupressaceae.